This is a messenger RNA of Salarias fasciatus (jewelled blenny), 1274 nucleotides long. RefSeq names its product carbonic anhydrase XIV (gene ca14). Bases 46 to 1230 code for a protein of 394 amino acids. Lineage: Eukaryota; Metazoa; Chordata; Actinopteri; Blenniiformes; Blenniidae. The record is from RefSeq and is a predicted model, not a curated record. The transcript is spliced from 13 exons. Gene Ontology annotation, molecular function: zinc ion binding; carbonate dehydratase activity. Gene Ontology annotation, cellular component: plasma membrane.
CAUCCACUUUUAUUCAUUUCUGUGUAUGGGGAAAAGAGGCAGAGCAUGGAUUCUUUUGGUCCCUUUAUCCUACUAAUACUUAUGUUUUUCCAGUGGACAGCUGCUCCCACUGCCGGGGAAGUCACCUGGACCUAUUCUGGGUUGGUCGGUCAGUCCGAGUGGUCGGAGUAUUUCCCCGAAUGCGGCGGCACCUCCCAGUCCCCGGUCGACGUGACGACCACCAAAACCCGAUACAACCCCGAUCUGAAGGCCGUGACCCCGCUGGGCUACAGUCAGCACGGCAACCGGCCCUUUUCCCUGCACAACAACGGACACACAGUGGUGAUUGAGCUGCCGGAGUGGAUGGGGCUGAGAGGGCUGCCGUGGCUCUUCACAGCAGUGCAGCUGCACCUUCACUGGGGCAGCGGCGGCCCGAGCCACGGGGGCAGCGAACACACCAUCAACGGGCAGAGUGCAGACGCAGAGCUUCAUGUGGUGCACUACAACUCAGAGCUUUACCCCAACAUGUCUGCAGCCAUGACCCAGAGGGACGGCCUGGCCGUUUUAGGGAUUCUCAUUGUGACAGGUGAGGAGACAAACCCGGGAUUUGACAAUAUCUUAAACUACCUGAGCCGUAUCAGACAUGCAGAUCAGAAGGCGUUCAUUCCUGCCUUCGAUGUCCAGUCUCUGCUCCCCAAGGAUCUGGGACGCUACUAUCGGUAUAACGGCUCCCUGACGACACCCCCCUGCUACCAGAGCGUCAUCUGGACGCUGUUCCGCGAAAGAGUCCAAAUCUCUAAGGCUCAGCUGCUGAAGAUGGAGACGAUCCUUUAUUCCAGUAAAAGUGACGAACCCGACAGGAUGCUGCUGCAGGACAACUACCGCACGACGCAGCCGCUCAACCACCGAGUGGUCUUCACCUCCUUCUCUGCAGAAUCGGGGAAGGAGCUCUCCUCUGGUGAAGUCACGGCCAUCGUGGUCGGGGUGAUGUGCGGCUGCGUCGGCCUGGCAGUCAUCAUUCGCUUCAUCGUGAAGACGAUACGAUUUUUUAAACUCCUUCACCUCGAAACAGUCGUGGUAAACAGUUCUACUUCUAGCUGGGACGUCCUGCACAAUAACCGGCCCGCUCCCAUGCCAAGACUAAAGGAGCCGGAGAAGGAGAAGGAGAAAAAACAGGACGUGGCCCUGAACUCCACCUCAGCAGCUGAGAAGAAGGAGGAGCCUUCGCCGUCCCCUCAGAGCGAGCCGUAGCCCACAGCUCCGUCCACCUCAGUCCAGACACUCAGACCUCGUCA